Messenger RNA from Aspergillus viridinutans, 312 nucleotides. RefSeq names its product histone H4. NCBI's taxonomy places the organism in Eukaryota, Fungi, Ascomycota, Eurotiomycetes, Eurotiales, Aspergillaceae. The transcript is spliced from 2 exons. The record is from RefSeq and is a predicted model, not a curated record. Gene Ontology annotation, cellular component: nucleosome. Gene Ontology annotation, biological process: nucleosome assembly. Gene Ontology annotation, molecular function: DNA binding; protein heterodimerization activity; structural constituent of chromatin. Bases 1 to 312 code for a protein of 103 amino acids.
AUGACUGGACGCGGCAAAGGAGGCAAGGGUCUCGGCAAGGGUGGCGCCAAGCGUCACCGCAAGAUCUUGCGUGACAACAUCCAGGGUAUUACCAAGCCCGCUAUCCGCCGUCUCGCCCGUCGUGGUGGUGUCAAGCGUAUCUCCGCCAUGAUCUACGAGGAGACCCGUGGUGUCCUCAAGUCCUUCCUCGAGUCGGUUAUCCGUGAUGCCGUCACCUACACCGAACACGCCAAGCGCAAGACCGUCACCUCGCUCGAUGUCGUCUAUGCCCUCAAGCGCCAGGGCCGUACCCUCUACGGUUUCGGUGGUUAA